UCGCCGUCGCUGUCGCCGUCGCCGUCGCCGUCGCCGUCGCCGUCACCGUCACCAUGAAUCCGGACCUCCGCCGCGAGCGGGCCGCUGCGAGCUUCAACCCGGAGCUGCUCACCUACGUCAUCGAUGGCGGCAUCAGCAAAACCCGGCGCCGCCGGGAGAUCGAGAACCAGAUCCUCAGCGACCCCGACUUCCAGCAGCAGAACGUGAACUUCCUGAGCCGCGGCGAGCGCUACGAGGCGGCCGUGAAGAAGAGCGCCUACAUGGUCAAGAAGCUGCGCGACUUCGGCAUCGCCGACCCCGACGAGAUCCUCUGGUUUAAAAGACUACAAUUGAGCAGUUUUGUGGAACCCGUGGGCCUCAAUUUCUCCAUGUUUAUUCCAACCGUGGUGAAUCUGGGCACCCCUGCUCAGCAGGACAAAUGGCUGCUUCCGUCCCAGGAACUCCAGAUAAUUGGCACCUACGCCCAGACCGAGUUGGGCCACGGAACCCAUCUUCGAGGUUUGGAAACGACAGCCACGUACGACCCUGAGACCCAAGAGUUCAUUAUCAACAGCCCUACAGUGACCUCCAUCAAGUGGUGGCCAGGGGGGCUUGGAAAGACUUCAAAUCAUGCCAUAGUUCUUGCCCAACUCAUCACUAAGGGGAAGAGCUAUGGAUUACAUGCCUUCAUUGUGCCUAUUCGUGAAAUUGGGACCCAUAAGCCUUUGCCAGGUAUUACCAUUGGAGACAUUGGCCCCAAAUUUGGCUAUGAAGAGAUGGACAAUGGCUACCUGAAGCUGGACAAUUACCGCAUUCCCAGGGAAAAUAUGCUGAUGAAGUACGCCCAGGUGAAGCCCGACGGUACCUACGUGAAGCCCGUGAGCAACAAGCUGACCUACGGGACCAUGGUGUUCAUCAGGUCCUACCUGGUGAGUGCAGCUGCCCAGGCCCUGUCCAAGGCUUGCACCAUCGCCAUCCGGUACAGCGCUGUGAGGCACCAAUCGGAAAUCACGCCAGGUGAACCAGAGCCACAGAUUCUGGAUUUUCAAACCCAGCAAUACAAGCUCUUCCCACUCCUGGCCACCGCCUACGCCUUCCAGUUUGUGGGUGCAUACAUGAAGAAUACCUACCUUCGGGUGAAUGAAGACAUCAGCCGGGGGAACCUGAGCGAGCUGCCUGAGCUCCAUGCCCUCACCGCUGGCCUGAAAGCCUUCGCCACCUGGACGGCCAAUGCGGCCAUUGAAGCGUGCCGGAUGGCCUGCGGCGGACACGGCUACUCUCACUGCAGCGGCCUCCCCAACCUCUAUGUCAACUUCACCCCGACCUGCACCUUUGAAGGCGAGAACACCGUCAUGAUGCUGCAGACGGCACGGUACCUGAUAAAGAGCUACGAGCAGGUGCGCGCAGGCAAGCUGGUGUACGGCAUGGUGUCCUAUCUGAACGACCUGCCUGGCCAGCGCAUCCAGCCGCAGCAGGUGGCCGGGAGGCCCACCGCCAUGGACAUCAGCAGCCCCGACAGCCUCGUGGAGGCCUACAGGCUCCGGGCCGCCAGUUUAGUGGAAAUCGCUGCCAAAAACUUCCAAGCUGAAGUGAGUCACAGGAGAAGCAGGGAGGUGGCGUGGAAUCUGACUUCCGUUGACCUCGUUCGAGCCACUGAGGCACACUGUCACUAUGUGGUGGUGAAGCUCUUCGCAGAGCAGCUUCCCCAGAUUCAAGACAAGCCCGUCCAGGCGGUGCUCAGGAAUCUGUGUCUCCUCUACUCGCUCUAUGGAAUCAGCCAGAAGGCCGGGGACUUCCUCCAGGGAGGCAUCCUGACGGGCUCGCAGAUCAAUCAGGUGCGCCAGCGUGUCAAGGAGCUGCUGACCGUGAUUCGUCCUGAUGCCAUCGCUUUGGUGGAUGCGUUUGAUUAUAGAGAUGAGAGUCUGGGCUCCGUGCUUGGCCGCUACGAUGGCAAUGUGUACGAGAACAUGUUUGAGUGGGCCAAGAACUCCCCGUUGAACAAAACUGAGGUCCACGAAUCCUUUCACAAGUACCUGAAGCCGAUGCAGUCCAAGCUCUGAAGCUCCUGGCCUGCCUCUCCCCACCCCUGCUGGCAGAUCUACAAUGAGAAGUGGACCCUUUUCCUCUUUUAAAAAAUGAAGAAAAAAAAUGAACAGUUUGCAGAGAUUAAAUGAAAAAACAAGUGUGUUUUAAGUGCAAUUAGCCCGAGAGACCGCCCGGUAAGCGUUCCGGAAGUGUUCCGACCCGCGUGCUAGCCAGUGCUGCUGCUGCUGACGCGGGCAGGCCGGGACUUUGAUAAUGAGCAGGAUUGAACUACUAAGUGUUAAUUAUUUUUUCAUUUCGAUUGCUAAUCACUGAGUCCACACCUGUUUUUCAGCAAAGGCACUUUUUCGGUGGGGGGAAACCUACGCUUUCUCGGCACGGCGGCCUGGCUGCAAAGCGGGGCUGAAGAAAAGGGCUUGAGGCCAAGAACCUCGUCCAGAUGCUUGGCGCGAGCUGGUGCAGGGCACGGUUCCUGCUGCUGGCCUCCGUGGCUGGUGUGUUCUUGUCUUCCUACUCUUGGUAUUGGUUUUCCACUGCAAGGGUUCUCUUCAGGAAGGCCUCCUGCAGGGCCAUUGUCCCGUGCAGUUAGGAAUUAGUCUUCCAUUCCAGGGUCUCUCUGGUGACACAAAAACUCCCUUGUCCCCCGCUUCCUGGGGGGUGAUUAGGUAGCCAGUUCAUGUCUACAUAGGACUUCUGGCAAAGGCUAGGCCUUCAGUCGGUGGCUGUUGGUCUCCCUCCCUCUUUCCCUCCCUUUAAGGGAGGUGCUGAAGGAAAGAGCAGACCGGCCACAGCUGCUUUGUUGAGGAAGAAUGUAAGGACUUCUGUGGCUACUCUGAUUUUGGUCACUGUCUUAACAGUCUGGAAUUUAAUUGUCUGUUAAUUUUCUGGAAUAGUCCAGCUUUCAGACAGUCUAUUCUCACUUGGUGGUUCUUUGAUUUAAAAUCAAAGGUCUGUUUGGGCCACUUCUUACAACCCAGAAGUGGCACAGAAUGUUUUUCCAGAAAACACAGUCAUUGAAACCAGACUAAAGCAGAAAGUUCUGUAGAAUCUAUUUCUUAAUGUAGAUUUGAUCUUGUUUUCAAUAUGUUUUCUAAGAGCUUUAUCUGAAUUGCAAAAUUGUCCUUUCAAUCGAAAUCUAAUUUGCACAAUCAUGCUAUACUUAAGUUUCACAUGUACCUCUUAAUGGAGUUUUUUCUUAAAAUCAAUGUUAUACAACAUAUGAGUUGAUUUUGUUUUUUUAACCUGUUUAUUGUGUCUGUAACAUGCCUCAUAAAAUCAGUUCUUCUAGAAUCAAUCUUGAGAAUGUUGUAUAAAUUAGUGAAAAUAUAAUUCUUAUCUUGAGGUCUGACAUAAAAUCUAUCCCAACGGAACUUAAAAGACUUUUGGGUCCAAAAGAAUACUGGCAACAGAAGAGAAAAAGAAAAGAAAUACUGACAAGCCUUAAUCUUUUAACUAACUAAUGAUGGUGUGGAGUUGAUGUACUAAGUCCUGUGUUAAUCCUUCUGGAAUAUAUAUCUUGACAGUAAUUUAGUAUCUUAGAAAUAGCUAUGAAGUGUUUCAUAAUAACCUGUUUAAUACUAAUUUUAAAAUGAGUGACUUUACUCCUAGACAAAUAUCUGCUCAUAUUGGAGCUCAGACCUGCUGACUCAGUUGCAUAGAUGCGGCCUUCAUCUUGGCGGAUUCCAGCAGGCAGGAGGGAGGACGAGCACCUUAAAUCUAGCACCUGCGUUUUGUUUAAAAACUAAAACCUGACAUUUGCUACUAUUUUUAUUAACAUGAAAAGCGUUUUGUCUUGAACUUAAUUCAGUGUGAUCAAGAAUAAAACCUCACUAAUUUCCAUGGUUAAAAUGAGGAGUGCCACAGGAUCCCACCUGCUGCUUAAAGGCUGUAGGGUGCAGGUUUCUUAGCCUUUCCUCGCACAGAAAGUCAGUGUGUCUGGCAGUUCCUGAGGUGGUAGCAGGCACUGGGCGCAGCCCAUGGAAAUGUGUCCCUUUGGCUACUGAGGAAAUGGCAGCAGUAUUCGUGUCCCAUCCCUGAGCAGGCAGACCUCACUUCGUGUGGUGUGGGCACUUUUUUUGAGGGGAACCAUCCUCACUAAAACACAGAUUUCAAAGUCAUGCUAAAUACUGAUUAGACAUGGAGUUUUUUUAUUAGAUGAGCUGGAGAAACCUCUUUUUUCAACACAGUCAACAGUGUCUAAAACUGAAAAUAAUGUGAGAUACUCUUGCUACUUGCAAUGGAUGAAGGUUGGUUCUUCUUCCUCAAGUGUCUGGGGAUCUGUUGGUGCGUCCUGGAUCUAUGCCAAGUGUAUUUGAGUAUUUGGACGUCGGUGACCUGAGAGCACAGAUGGGCCUUUAAUGUUCUUGUCUUUGGAGCACCUCACAGCCAAGUAUCCGUUUCCCUUCAGAACAGUGACUUCACUGUAGCAUUGCCUGAGAACAUGCUACCUGUGGUUUCAGAUGUGUGUGCCCGAGGCGGUCUCUAAUUCCUGGAAUUUCUUUUUAUUUUUUGGAGGAAGGGGGCACACCGGGUGAUGCUCAGGGGUUCCUCCUGGCUCUGCACUCAGGGAUCAACCCAGUCAGCUGUAUGCAAGGCAAGGGCCCCUCCUGGAGUUAAUUACUUAUAUCGUAGAUUGGAUUUUCUGAAGUAUAGGGCUCUGGGGAAUUCUUAGUGUGGUAGUAUUCCAAGUACUUGUUUUCGCUUCUUGGUCCACCCUGUUAGGAAGAGUGAGGUAGCAGGUAAUCUUCACAAGGAACUGAUGAGGCGCAGGUCAGGGUUUGAACAUUGUCCUCAAACACUGUUGAGAUCAUUGCAGCUUGGGAUUUUACUGCUCCUGUCUUGGAAUAUCACACUGGGCCCCACCAUUACGAUGACAAAAAUGGCUUUGUUUUAAAAAUCCUGGUUAUGGGGUUCUGCUUCUGAACUGCUGGCCUUGACUGGAAUUGUUCAGACCCAUCCCUUUGGUUUCUGAUAGCAAACACAAACAGAAGAAGGCUUGUCAUCAGAGGCUGGCUACAGGUUCCUCGGUCCCAAGGGCUUUUGGUGGGCUUUUUGGUGUUUGUUUGGUUUGGGGGCUACAGCUGGUAGUGCUCAGCGCUUACCCUGGCUCUGUUCUCAGAGAUUACUCCUGGUGGGUCGUGGGGACUAUAGUGAAUGCUGAGGAUCAAAUCUCUCUCUCGUGAAAGGCAAACGCCCUCCCUACUAAAGUCCUUUGCUCAGGAAGAUCUUGGGAAGUUGGGAAAGAUUUUAAAACUUGUUUCUGUUUAGGGACCACAUUUGGCAAUACUCAAGGGCUACUCCUGGUUCUGCACUCGGGAGUCACUCCUGGCGGUGCUUGGGGAACCGUAGGGCGUGUCGGAGAUCAAAACCGAGUCAGCUGCUGCGUGCAAAAGUAUUACCUCCCCAGCCCCAAGAUUUUAAAACUUCUGACCCAAAAUAUGCUAUUUUGGUACAAUACUGUUUUAUAGAUGAAGUGAGAAGUACUCGAUAUUCUGUAAUCUCGAUAUUCUGGGCAGGAGCCAUAGCACAGCAAGUAGGGCGUUUGCCUUGCACGCGGCCGACCUGGGUGACCUGGGUUUGAUUCCUCCAGCCCUCUCAGAGAGCCCAACAAGUGCAGGGCAAAGCCUGGCAAGCUACCUGUGAGGUAUUUGUUAUGUAAAGUACAGUAACAAGUCUCACAAUGGAGAUGUUACUGGGCAUUGAGUGAUGAACAACGGGAGGACAGUGCUACAGUGCUACUGUUUCAUAGAUGAGGUAACAAGUACUCCAUAUUCUGUAAUCUACUCAGCCUACUGACUACUUCUGUGUGAACCCUGUUUUAUUUCCAAGUACUAUGGAUUCAGGGAAAUGACUUGUAUCUUCUGGGGUGGUUUGCUCCUUUGUCUCCUUUUACUGCGGUAAUUGGAGUUUGGUCUCUUUCCUAUGAUGUAUUUUUUACAUAUUAUUCCCCACUCCUGGCUGGGCUUUGUGUCAGGAAUGUUGAGAAGGCAGGAGGAUGAUACCGGUCAUCACGGUUGGACAGCAGUGACCCAACAUGCGUGUGGGAAAGCCAAACCACGACACCCUUGUAAAAUUAAACCCUUAAUAAAAUCUGUAAUUAACA
Messenger RNA from Sorex fumeus (smoky shrew), 6124 nucleotides. RefSeq names its product acyl-CoA oxidase 1 (gene ACOX1). The record is from RefSeq and is a predicted model, not a curated record. NCBI's taxonomy places the organism in Eukaryota, Metazoa, Chordata, Mammalia, Eulipotyphla, Soricidae. Gene Ontology annotation, molecular function: FAD binding; fatty acid binding. The transcript is spliced from 14 exons. The coding region runs from base 54 to 2039 and encodes 661 amino acids. Gene Ontology annotation, biological process: lipid homeostasis; very long-chain fatty acid metabolic process; fatty acid beta-oxidation using acyl-CoA oxidase. Gene Ontology annotation, cellular component: peroxisome.